Daucus carota subsp. sativus is the source of this 2254-nucleotide messenger RNA. RefSeq names its product probable serine/threonine-protein kinase PBL25. Gene Ontology annotation, biological process: protein phosphorylation. The record is from RefSeq and is a predicted model, not a curated record. NCBI's taxonomy places the organism in Eukaryota, Viridiplantae, Streptophyta, Magnoliopsida, Apiales, Apiaceae. The coding region runs from base 360 to 2120 and encodes 586 amino acids. The transcript is spliced from 4 exons. Gene Ontology annotation, molecular function: protein kinase activity; ATP binding.
AAUGACUACUUAUUUUUCAUCCACUUUUCUUCUACUUGACCAUCUUUUUGCCUUUGGGGUCCUCCUUCAACUUUUUGCUGCUGGGGGACCCUUCUUUUUUGUUUUUCCUCUGGGACUUUCAGCUUUCUUUUUAUCAAAUUUUGUUUCAUGAACAUAUAUAUCAUCACAAAUCGCCACCUAUUCUGGUGCAUUCUGUUGUUUCACAAAUUUUGAAUUCUUGUAUUGCUUCCGAUUUAUAAAACCCACGGCUUGAUAAAAUUCAAUUUGUUUGAAUACAUACCAUCUUACUACAUUGAAUAGUUUUAUAUUUGCCGUGUGAGAAAAUUUUGUAGAGCAGGCCAUUCUUUUUGCAUGUAGAUAUGAAUUGCUUCCCUUGUUUUGAUAGUAAGAAAUCAGACACUGAAGAAGAAUGCGAGGAGGGGCAGUUGCCUGUAGCUCAACCAAAGGAGCCAUUGUUACCAUCACAUUCCUAUGAGAACAAACAAACUGUAGACACAAGUAAAAUUGCAGCGAAAGCUUAUACACUUAGAGAAAUGGCCAUUGCGACUAAAAAUUUCAGACAAGAAUGCCUGAUGUUUGAUGAUGGAUUUGGAAAAGUUUAUAAAGGGACACUUAAACCAAGUGGAGAGGUUGUGGCUAUUAAACAACUGGACAGAAAUGGAAUGAAAGGAGGCAAGGAAUUUCUUGAGGAAGUAGCAGCCUUAAGUCCUCUCAAGCACCCAAAUCUAAUAAAUCUACUUGGCUAUUGUGCCGAUGGAGAUCAGAGAAUUUUAGUGUACGAGCACAUGCCAUUCGGUUCCCUUGAAGCUCAUCUCCUAGCCAGACCAGCAGAUGAAAGUCCAUUAGAUUGGGCAACAAGGAUGAAAAUUGCCACAGGUGCAGCUCAAGGUUUACAGUACUUGCAUGAUGAGGCAAAUCCUCCUGUUAUAUACCGCGAUUUUAAAUCCUCUAAUAUCUUAUUAGACGAGGAAUUCAAUCCAAGACUAUGUGAUUAUGGGCUUGCAAAGGUAGCCGAAUCAGGAAGUACAUCUAGUUUGCCUCCUAGGGUGAUGGGGACAUACGGGUAUAGUGCUCCGGAGUAUGCAAGUUCAGGGGAGCUCACAUUGAAGUCAGAUGUAUAUAGUUUUGGAGUUGUAUUGCUUGAGCUUAUCAGUGGUCGUCGUGCCAUUGAUCCAGAUCGACCACCAAAUGAACAAAAUCUAAUUACUUUGGCACAACCUAUAUUUAGGGAUCCAAGAAGAUUUUUUGAGAUGGCAGAUCCACUUCUGAUGUUGGAUUUUUCGGUGAAAAGUCUGAAUCAAGCAAUUGGGAUUGCAGCUAUGUGUCUUCAAGAGGAACCAACAGUCCGUCCCUUCAUCGGAGAUGUUGUUACUGCUCUUAGCUUUCUUGAUUUUACCGCAAAUGAUCCUCCAGCUUCAUUGCCUCCUUCAGGUAAAGAAUCUACAAAAGAUGCUGAUGAUGAUGACCAAUCAAAUAUUGAAAAAGAAAGAAGUUCCUCUAAUCAGAAUGCGGAAAAUGAUGAUGAUGAGAGUAGCAUUUCUUCCGAUGAUGAAGAAAAUGUUAAGAAUGAUAAUGAGGAUGACGAGUGUAGCAGCCCCUUAGAUCAUGAACCUAACAACAACAAAGAAUUGUGUGCUGAUAGAUCUUCAGAAGAUGAAAAGAUUAGAGAAAAUCGUGAUGAUCACGAGGCUAGUUUUUCGAGUGACAAUGUUAACAUGAAUGAAGUUCAUGAUGACAUGAGUGGUUAUUCAAUGGACGACGAUGACACUGCUCUUGUAAUUGAGCUUGACUAUAAAAACGGCUCAUCUGGCAUAUUUCUAGAUCAAGAGUAUGAUGACGAUGAUGAUGACGAUGACGAUGAAAUUGAUCCAAUUACGCGGACAGAAUCGAGCAAUUCAAAGAAAGGCAAGGUGGUGGAAAUAUCUGACGAUGAAAGUAUAUAUUCCCCAAGAUCAUCAGGAAGCAGCAGUAGCAGCAGCAUAGAUUAUAAAUUAGGAGAAAAAAAGACAACACAAAAGGCAAAGUCUACAAAGAAGACUAGUGUGGGUAAUUCCAGUAGAAAGAAAAGCGACAGGUGGAGGAGAGAAGAAUUAGUUUUGGAUCAUGAAACAGGAAAUUGAUAAACCUAUUUCUAAUACACAACAUUUUUGUAUAUUAUAUUAAUAGCUUCUCAUUUUUGCAUACUGAGAAACACAAAUGAUUACGAUUUAUGUGAAUGGACAAUGAGGCAAGAGAGGUAAGUUUCAUUUUUGUG